CAUAUAUCCCCUCCGGCAUCCCACGCCUCGAAGACAAAGGUUCUUGUGCUCCCUGUCGAACCUGUCACUCAUUCAGUCGACGAACAGUCUGUCAAAGCUCUUUCAACUACUCAACUCUCUCUGCCGACCCCAGUCACCAACAAAGCAUCCAACAUCACAAUGCGCUCCUCAAUCCUCUACCUCGCCCUGGCCGGCCUCGCCAGUAUCGCUCAAGCCAACCCGGUCAUCAAGCCAGACGCCCAAGUCGACCCCAAAGGCCUCAUCACCCGCAGCCUCUCCCACUUCCCCUCCUCCCGUUCCGAACCAACACGGUCCGAGCCGCCCCCGACAAAGAGCCAAGAAACGCCGCCUCUGCCUCUUAUAAGUGCCCCGGCCGCCGCUCUGCCCGCCGGCGGCGGCGCAGUCAACAACGCCAACCGCACCGUCACCUUGACCGUAAUCCAAGGCGACACCCUCGGCCAGAUCGCGCGUCUCCUCAACUCGGGCAUCUGCAACAUCGCUAAGCUCAAUAACAUCGCCAACCCGGAUUUUAUCGAAAUUGGCCAGGUCCUGCAGGUGCCCAUCAAUGUCGCCAACCCGGACAAUGAUUCGUGCCUUAACCGCGGCGGGGCGAUCCCGGCCCCGGGGCAGAACGCUACUGCUCCCGGUGCCCCGCCUCCGGCGGGUGGCAAGGGGAAGAAGGUCAGGCGGAGCGGGAAUUUGUUUUCUGAGAAGGGUCCCCGGGCGCCGUUGCACUGAUCUGGAAGCUGGGGUUUGCUGAGCCCAGCAAGAUGACCUGGAGGGGUUGGUCGGGGGAAGUGAGAUUUGGGAUGCGCACAGUGGCUGGAUAACACGAAACUUUGGCAGCUGGCAGCGGGUCUAGCCUCGGAGUUUUGGCACUUGGCACAUUUCAGUCUGUUCGCACUUUGAGAACAACGAGC
Messenger RNA from Colletotrichum phormii, 920 nucleotides. RefSeq lists its product as uncharacterized. The transcript has 2 exons. NCBI's taxonomy places the organism in Eukaryota, Fungi, Ascomycota, Sordariomycetes, Glomerellales, Glomerellaceae. The record is from RefSeq and is a predicted model, not a curated record. The annotation marks the transcript as partial.